Messenger RNA from Coccomyxa subellipsoidea C-169, 709 nucleotides. RefSeq lists its product as hypothetical. The coding region runs from base 295 to 681 and encodes 128 amino acids. The transcript has a single exon. Lineage: Eukaryota; Viridiplantae; Chlorophyta; Trebouxiophyceae; Coccomyxaceae. The record is from RefSeq and is a predicted model, not a curated record.
AGGAAGGAGAGAAAUUUACACAUCAUCUAGGCCAGCCGCCUAGGGCUGAUUAGAUAUACUAACAGCAUCCAAAUGGUGAAAACAAUCCAUGACAAAAGAGGAAAAGCAUGAUGCUUGGCACAUGCAGAUUUCCUUUCCUCACUAAACAACAAUGCCAGAAUCUCUUGUAUGAUUCUUUUGAUAGGCAAUGCCCUAUGCGGGUUGCUGCACAACAAGCUUAAGCCAGCAAACGCCUGCCUUUCAUUUUGAUUCUUGCCUACGAUGUCCUUCAAAUCAUUCAAAAGCUGUUCAUGCAUGGGAGCAUCCCAUAACUUUCGCAGUUCAACAUGCUUUAGCAUAACUGAUGCUGUUGCAUCUCAUUCUCAACAACUGCAGAAGUAUUCAAGAAAAAAAGAAGUUCCUCUAGAAGGUAGUAAGACUAGCCUUGAGCACACAUCAAAAUGGCAUGCCCAGACUAUUAUCAACUCAGGCAACAGAAGAAAACAAUCAACUAGGGACACUAAUUGUAUUCCUGAAUGUUCAGGAAGAGUACCAGGCAAGGGAACAAAGAGAAGCUCCACUUGGGCAGCUAGGCAAUUAGCACUUUUGCGAACUUUAUCAUUCGUAGGAACUCAUCUUCCAGAACCUGUCUUAGACGAUGAUCUGCAGAUCCUGAAAAGAGGGUGGACUUGUCCAACUUAACCAACAACUUGGUAUGCAGGCUGCGACU